This is a messenger RNA of Aphanomyces astaci, 2682 nucleotides long. RefSeq lists its product as hypothetical. NCBI's taxonomy places the organism in Eukaryota, Oomycota, Saprolegniomycetes, Saprolegniales, Verrucalvaceae. The record is from RefSeq and is a predicted model, not a curated record. The transcript is spliced from 16 exons. Gene Ontology annotation, cellular component: membrane. Bases 68 to 2590 code for a protein of 840 amino acids.
UGCACACGCACGAAACGGGCUUGGUUGGGUACUUGGUACCAUUGACGUGCUACGUACAUACAGAAGCAUGGUGAGCGGGUUCCGUAUGCUAGGCGUGGCCGUCGCCUUGCACCCUGCAUCCUCGACCAGUUCCAAUCCUGCUACUGCUUGCAAAACCAUGGCAGAAUCGACUUGUGCAUUGCUGAAUGCCGAUCUCACGCCUUUUGCCACGCAAUCUACGCUCACCUUGUCAGCUACGUCGACCACGACGGCGAAAUCGGCUCUCAGUGUCGACACAUUGGUCGAUGGGGCUGAAGCAUACUCCAAGGCGGCAACGCAAACCCUCGUCAAUCAAGUCGACGCCAUCCGCGGCUACGAUCAAAAUUGGUUCCGAACGUCCUUGCAUUUGAUGGCCAUGUGGGGGUGUGCGUCGACGCUCACGGACGCAGACAAGGAGCGUUGUGUUGGUCCAAACGACCCGUACGCAGCGAUGGAUACCACGGGCAAGGCGUGUGUGCAAGUGAUGGGGCCUGGCAACUGCUCCGCCCUUGGCCUUUGCGAGCGCAAAUCGACUUGCUACUGGCCUCCUCCAGUGGACAACCGCGAGCCGUACUUUAGUCAAGCUGAGCUGGAUGCUGCCACGCAAUGGGUACAUGCUGGGUACAUGGAGUCGUUUGUCCCGUUUGUGAUCCCAGGGCUGUUCUUGUCGAUGGUCGUGCUGGUGGCCACGACAGCGUUCGUCACGUGUCGAUGUUGCCUUGGCCGGUGCUACGGCUCCAGCCCCUUCAAGCACGGCUACUCCAAGUGCGGCAAAGUCGUGCCGGCGCUAAUUUUCGUGUUUUUUUCGCUCGUGAUUGCCGGGCUCACGGCCGUAGCGUGGACGCAGAACCAAAUGAUGUCGGACGGGGUCCAAGGAGCGUUUCAAGCGAUGGACCUGACGUUUGCCAACUUGAACAUCCUGUCCACGAAUGCGUUCACGCCCGUGCGCGCCGUGCAGCAAGAGUUGAAUUCGACCACGGAUCGGAUUAAUCAAGUUGUCUCCAACACGGCGUGGAUUCACCAAGACUUUACCACGUUGCAACAAGUCACAACGACACUCACGACCGCAAUGCAAACGUCCGUGGGGCCAUUUCCGGUCGGCUGCGUGCUCGGUGCCAGCCUCGUGUGCAUUGCGUGUCCUCCGUCCAUAUGCUCGGCGUUUCCAGCUGCGUUAAAUGAAUGGUUGGUAGCGCUCGACACUGUCCACCAGUCGGUGGAUCGAACCGCCACGACCAUGCAAGACAGUAUCGCCAGCGCCCAUGGCACGAUUGGAGGCGCCAUGGACGCUGCGUCGUCGCUCUUGACGAUGGUGCGAACGCGAGCCACCGACAGCCAAGUGAGUCUCCAGGUAGCAUGGGAAUCGUUCAAACUCAUUGCGGCGUACCGCGUGGAAGUGGUACUCGCGGUGUUUGUGCUCGGUUUGAUCGUGGCACUGUUUGGUGUGAUGGCCAUUUGUGCUGGCUUCCGCUCCAACUCGGCCCGCCUCAUCAAAGCCAUGCAUGUUAGCUGGGCUUUGGGCGCGUUUGCAAGCUUUGUGGGGUUCCUCAUCUCGGCUGCCAUGUUGGUCAUGGCUAUUCUCGGCAACGACGCAUGUCAUUACGUGAAUGAAGUGCAGCACGACGUUGAGUCCCUGUGGCCGGGCCAGCUCGCCAAGUUACUCGACAGUUGCUACGCAGGGGAAAGCCCGUUGGAUGCAUUGGACUUGUCUUCGUCGUUGGCAUUUUCGUGCUCGUUGCCGACAGACUUGGCGGUGGCCACGACAGGUCCGUCGAUGCUGUCGAGCAUCGAACCGCUUGUUAAUCAAAUGAACGGCUUUGACCUGUCGACGUUUGGAGUGUCCAACUCGACGGCAGACCAGUUCAUUGCGAUAGCGGCGGCAACCACUCCUGGUAUCACUAGGGCCAACCUUCUCACGCCGUGGGUCGUCUAUAGCUUGCCGGACGCAGGUCCACUGUGCUCAACGUCCCCUUCUACGGCGGCCAUUUGCUUUAUGACCAACUAUUGCAAUCCAACGACCACGUGCUUAACCGACUAUAGCCGUGCGCACGACUACGUCGUCGCGACCGAUGAAAUCGCGCUGCAACUGCAGCAGCUCCAGGGCGAUUUCACGGGGUUGGCGGUCGUGCAUUCGUCCACGUGGCCAUUGAACCUGUCGUCCAUUCGUCAAAUGGCCAACACCUACACUUCAGCCCUGGUCGGCAUCAGCUCUGGCUCGCUGCGCGCGCUUCAAAACGGCGCCGUGGGCAACCUACUUCUCCAUAUAGACCAAAUGAAGUGCGCCAUGCAGUGCUCGUGGCUGGCUCAAACCACGUCGCUGCUGUACACGAGUGUGUGCGCCAACCUCGUCGGGUCCACCCUCACCGUGUCCCUCUGCCUCUUUGUCAUGAGUGUUUGCCUCCUUCCCAUGAUUGUCAUGGCCGUGGUGCUGGAGAAGCGUCUUCGCGGUAAAACCAAGGGAGCCAAGGCACCGAUGGCGAGUGCUGCAGGUAGUGACAGUGAGGCCAUCGACGCCGCCAAGAAAUCCAAUGGGCCAUCGCUGCCGCCCGCCACAUGUCUGUCCAAACAAGUCUAGCUGACGCUACAUACGACGAUAGAUUUUUACAUUAUAUUUUGCUUUGCAUAGUGUUCGCGUAGAUAAUGAAUCGCUCGUGUUUUCUGACGUGA